Haemorhous mexicanus (house finch) is the source of this 9207-nucleotide messenger RNA. It is a transcript of the gene FGD4, whose product is annotated as FYVE, RhoGEF and PH domain containing 4. NCBI's taxonomy places the organism in Eukaryota, Metazoa, Chordata, Aves, Passeriformes, Fringillidae. Gene Ontology annotation, molecular function: zinc ion binding; guanyl-nucleotide exchange factor activity. The coding region runs from base 571 to 2859 and encodes 762 amino acids. Gene Ontology annotation, biological process: cytoskeleton organization; filopodium assembly. The record is from RefSeq and is a predicted model, not a curated record. Gene Ontology annotation, cellular component: cytoplasm. The transcript has 17 exons.
GCGCCGGCUCCGCUGCGCUCGGGCUUGGCGAGGCUGGAGCACAAAGAGCGCUUGUUGCCCCGGUCCCCGGGAGUCUCCCAGCGCUAGCACUGGCUGGGAAGGACUGGUUACCAUGGAGGCUGCCAUCUGUUCGCUCCCUGCUGGAAUGUGAUUAUCCUCGCUGCGUUGGGAACCAGCAAAAGCAGGGGAGCGUGUGCUGCCGGCAAUUAUCUGCAAUGGAGUGCGUUAAUGGAAGGCUGGAAUUAGCUAGCUGGAGGAGCACAUAAAAGGAUUUUUACCAAAACUGUUAAUGAUUUCUAGCCGAGAGGAGCGAGCUUUUUGCAAGGCAGCAGCAUCUGUCCCAAGCCCUUGAUACUGUCUAGAGCUUGUGCAGCGGGUGCCCCAGCCAGGCUUGUGGAGCAGAAUGUACGCUACGAAGCGGCUCAGGGAAUAAAUGGAAGUGUGCCACUCAAACAGUCCCCACGCCCAGCUGCAAGCCCAAAGCCACAAGUGCCUCCAAAGCCAAUUCAUCUGCAGAAGGCAACAUACCAAACCCCUAGGCAUAAAGCUUUAACAAAUCAGAAACCAAGAAUGGAGGAAGAGACACCUGCUGCUGUUUCUAGUGUCACAAAGGAAAAGUCCAGUAAAGUGUCAGAUCUCAUCAACCGUUUUGAGGGAGGCAGCUCACUGAAUCCUACUGAUUUCAAGAAAGAUUCCUCCGUUCUCCACAUCACUAAAUCUCAAGGAAGAUAUGGGUCCACACCAUCACCUCAACCAAAACUCCCCUCCCAGCCCUCACUACAGACACAGGGAAACAGUCACACUGACAGAACUCAGGUUGCACAGCUGCCCACGGCCAACGGCGUGGUGGCGCAGGACCGGCCGGAGGAAGAGGAGCGGCGGUCGCCGGAGCGCGGCUCGGCCGCGUCCACCCCGCUCCCGCUCCCGGACGGUGCCGUGGACAGCAGCUUGACAAACGGGGAAGGAGAAUGCCCUCGCAGAGAGUCCCUGCCAAGUGAGGCUGCCUGUGAGGAGCAGAUGCUCAACAGCUGCCACAGGACUCCCAGCAGUGACACGCUGCUCCCACCCGAAAACGAAACUCUAGGAAUUGAUACUGAUGUCAAGGAAGAGCCAGCUGAGGAAAGCAGUAAACAAGAUCAACCUGUAGAAAUAAAGGAGACAGAUGAGCAGAAACGUCACAAAAUUGCCAAUGAACUUCUGCAAACAGAAAAGGCCUACGUUAGCCGGCUGGACCUCCUCGAUGGGGUAUUCUAUUCCAGACUCCUUGAGGAAGCCAACAGAGGUUCAUUUCCACCUGAAGUGAUUAAUAAAAUCUUUUCCAACAUUUCAUCAAUAAAUGCCUUCCACAGUAAAUUCUUACUUCCAGAACUUGAAAAAAGAAUGCAAGAAUGGACCACCACCCCUAGGAUUGGUGAUAUUCUGCAGAAGUUGGCUCCUUUCCUCAAGAUGUACGGCGAGUACGUGAAGAAUUUCGACAACGCAAUGGAACUGGUGAAAACGUGGACUGAACGGUCACCUCAGUUCAAAUUCAUUAUCCAAGACAUUCAGAAGGAAAAAGUGUGUGGAAAUUUGACAUUGCAACAUCACAUGCUAGAACCAGUCCAACGCAUUCCACGCUACGAGAUGCUUCUAAAGGACUACCUAAGGAAAUUGCCUCAGGAUUCCCUAGACUGGAAAGAUGCUGAAAAAUCCCUGGAAAUUAUAUCCACUGCAGCAAGUCACUCAAAUAGUGCAAUAAGAAAGAUGGAGAAUCUAAAGAAGUUGUUGGAGAUCUAUGAGAUGCUGGGAGAAGAGGAAGACAUUGUGAACCCUUCCAAUGAGCUGAUCAAAGAAGGGCAGAUCCUUAAACUGGCUGCUCGCAACACGUCUGCCCAAGAGCGCUACCUUUUCCUGUUUAACAAUAUGUUGCUCUACUGCGUCCCCAAAUUCAGCCUGGUAGGAUCCAAGUUCUCGGUUCGAACCAGAGUUGGCAUAGAUGGCAUGAAGAUUAUAGAAACCCAUAAUGAAGAAUACCCACACACUUUCCAAGUGUCUGGAAAAGAGAGGACACUGGAGUUGCAGGCCAGUUCUGAACAGGAUAAAGAAGAAUGGAUAAAGGCACUUCAGAGUACUAUUGAAGCUUUUCAGCAGAGGAAUGAAACUUUCAGAAAUGCUAUUGCUAAAGAAUAUGAAGACAUGCCUGUUGAAGUCUCUAAUGCUGAGCUUGGGAAGAGAGCGCCAAGGUGGAUCCGGGACAACGAGGUCACCAUGUGCAUGAAAUGCAAGGAGCCCUUCAACGCGCUGACGAGGAGGAGGCACCACUGCCGAGCGUGCGGACACGUGGUUUGCUGGAAAUGUUCUGAUUACAAAGCGCAUCUCGAAUAUGAUGGCAACAAGUUGAACAAAGUCUGUAAGGAUUGCUAUCAUGUUAUAAUUGGUUGUACAGACAGUGAAGAAAAGAAGAGGAAAGGCAUCUUGGAGAUUGAAUCUGCAGAAGUCUCUGGAAACAGUGUCAUAUGUAGCUUUCUUCAGUACAUGGAGAAGUCCAAGCCCUGGCAGAAGGCAUGGUGUGUCAUACCCAAACAGGAGGCUCUUGUGCUCUACAUGUAUGGUGCUCCACAGGAUGUGAAAGCUCUGGCUACAAUUCCUCUUCUGGGCUACACAGUGGAUGACACUCCAAAAAGUGCUGACCUCCCCCACAGCUUCAAACUGACCCAGUCCAAGUCUGUGCACAGCUUUGCUGCAGACAAUGAGGAACUGAAACAGAAGUGGCUAAAAGUUAUCCAUUUCGCUGUCAAAGGUGAGACACCAGAAUGUCAAAAUGAGCUGCAAGUGAAUUUAGAAGAGCAGCCUGAAUCUUCUAAAAAGUCUGAAUGCUGAAGCACAGGAACACAUGGCAUUUUAAAAAAAUUUUAGUUGAAUUUGUGGUUAACCUUUGUGUUAACCUUUCUUUGCUCAAUCAAGGAAAAAAAAAAGAAAAAAAAAAAAAGAAACUUCUUACUACCAUACACAUCUUGGCACUUUAUGUUUGGGAAAAAUUCUGGUCUUUUUAGGGAUCUUUUUCUUAUAUUUAUGUUCUGUCAAUAAAAGUGAUGUACAGGUCCAUUUCAGAGACUUUUUUAAAAAAUGUGAAUGCUAUUAAAAAUACUUACUAACUUUACUGUACUACUUGUUCGUUGUAAUGCAAUUUUUUUAAAUCCAGUUGCUCUUCAGUUAACAUUUGCUACUUUCAUUAAGAAUGCAAAUAUUUGAAGCUUCCUACUUACAUGUUAGGACUUGCAACAGGAUAAAAGAUAUACCUCCACAUUGCCAAAAUAGAUCUGUACUUAAAUAUGCAGGGACAGUUUGGUUCAAUGUAUGUAGUUUAUAGAUUGAUUUCCACAGUUCUGUACAUAUGUUGUAUUCACUUGUAUCUUUUUAAUUAAAGUAAUGCAAAUUGCUUUCACAGGUAUAUUGGCUUUCAAGGUUUCAAUUUAUCAAGGAAAUAAUCUAAUGAUUUUCAGUGUAGAAAUAAAUACCUAAAAUAUGAGACAACUAUAUAUAAUAUAUGUACAGUAUUAAAAAUGUACAAUACUUGAUUAUUGCUUUGAUUUCAUGAUACUGGGUUCUUAUUAGUGAAUAAUUUAUUUUUAAAAAAGCAUGUUUUCUAUUUGAAAUUAAACACAGUCCUAAAUUGAAAAAUACUGUUCAGUGAUUUGUUUUAAUAGCUGACACCUAAUGAUCUUGAUAUUUUUAUGCAUCAAAAAAUUAGCAGUAAUGUAAGUGGCAUGCAAUGGACAAAUGAGUUCCAGUUGUGUUUAAACAAGUAGUCUCUUUUCUUCAGUGUCCUAUCACUGUUAGCUUCUAAGAGUGCAGUAGUUUGUUGCUCAAUGCAGUAUGUGGUUUGAGAAAAGCAACAGAUUGUAGUAAUCUUCUGGGAAUGUGUAUUUUUGCUAUAAUGGUUAUUGGAGCAAAAGAACAAUUUGAACUUAAGUUUUUUAAUUUUUGUAGAAGAUUAGGUAUUUUAAUGCUUAUUUAUGGCAACAAUCUUCAAGGAUUCUUGUUUUAAAGUGGAGCAUCAUUUAUAAAACUUUAGUAUGAAAUCUGAGCUUGCAAAUCUGAAAUUUUAUGAACUAACAUUAUUUGGUUUUUGUUCCUGGGUACAAGGACUCUCUGGCUUUAAGUUCCUUAUUAAGUUCCUUAUGAACUUCCAUUCCUGUUAGAGUUUUUAUACAUAGAGACAAAUGACUUCCAUAAAAUUUUUACUGUAAUAUCCUUGAGUGAAAUAUGGACAACUCAGAGGUAGUGAUUGACUAUCAAUUAAAAUCAUUGCUGUCUUUUCUUUUUGAAGCCCUUUAAGGAAGGAAAAUACGUAACUUCUACAAUCAGCUUGUCGUGUGAAUAUUCAGAAGUCUUACUUUUCAAUAAAUCUGCAAUCUGUAUUUUAAAUCAUGUCAAGCUGAAGAGCUCAGGUUCAAUUUUUUUAGUUACAUGACAGAUUUAAAUUGUUGGGUUUUUAUAAUGAGUUUGCCAAGCAAACUAUCCACUGAACCCCUACUCCUGCUUUACUCUUUCUGCAACAUUAUAGGGGAAAAAAAACCCCAACUCAUUUUGCAUUUAGCAAGGGAUUCAUAUCUGUUUGUAGUGUUAAGCACACAUGAGCAUGCAGUGUCAUCAUUCCUUCAUAAGAAUGUCAUGUGAGUUAAUGUUAGUUGGAUGGAUUUUGCUCUCACCUGCAAAGAUCCAGGAUCUACCAUAUCCUUUAGAUUCCACAGCUUUACACCAGUGUUAAUAAUGAUCAGGACACAGUAUGGUACUAACUCUCCAGCUGGCUUGGUGCAUGUCCAUUCUGAAUUCUUUUCCUUGGGUGCUCCCUGGGUCCAGAUUGUUCUGGAUAUAACCCUAGUAUUGCCUUUAUCUGAUGUGCAAGCUCUUCUGUAAUUCUCUUUGAGAUUUUAAGUUACUUCUACUGGCAGCUGUGUUUACCUUUAGCAAUGGGCAGCUCAAGCCUGGUUUGAUUCAUGUUGGUGAAUACCAUCAGAUUUUUGCCAAGGUAAUAUAAGAUCUCCCUAGCUAAUAUAUGUAAUCUUACAUAUGCCUUGCCAAGGGAUGGGGGAACAUUCAGGUAAGCAAGCAGAACUCUUGGUGGCUAUCUUUCCUUCAUGGCUGUCUCCCAAGAGUGGGUAUCUUCGACAAGUGCCUCAAGUGCAAUUGUGGGACAUGGGGACUUGUCUUCCCACAUCCCAGUGUAUGAAAACAGUUUCCCAUGGUCAAGGUGUGGCGUGUAAAGGAAGAAGUUGCUUUAAAGGAGUUCUCAGAUAGGAAGGACUGAGCUACAGUGAAAAUAUGAUGAUAUGACUGUAGAGUCAAUUUGGUUGGAAAAGCCCUCUAAGAUCACUGAGCCAACCAUUGCCAGGACUGCCAAGUCCACCACUAAACCAUGUCCCUAAGUGCCACUCAGCCAGCUCCCACAGGAUUUGUGCUCCAGACCCUUCACCAGCUCUGUUGCCUUUCUCUGGGCCCACUGCAGCACUUCCAUGUCCUUCUUAUCCUCUCUUUCAUGUCCCACAACUGGACAUAGCAUGUGAGACACAGCCUUGCCCGUGCCAAGUACAGGGGACAACCACUGCCCUGGUCCUGCUGGCCACACUGUUGGUGGUACAGGCCAGGACACCCUUGGCCUUCUUGCCCACAUGGGCACACUGCUGGCUCUUGUUCAGCUGCUCUCAAACCAGCACUCCCAGGUCCUUUUCCACCAGGCAGCUUUCCAGCCUUUCUUCCCCAAGCCUCUAGUGCUGCAGGGGCUGUUGUGACCCAGGUGCAGGACCUGGCUCUGGGCCUUGUUGAACCUCUUGGAGCUGGCUUGUCCCAUUGAUCCAGCCUGCCUAGAUCUCACUGCAGAGCCUUCCUGCCCUCCAGCAGGUCAGCAUUUUACCCAGCUUGGUGCUGUGUAGUACAUUCUGUUUCCUCCUGCAAAUCUCCUUCUAAGCCAGGCAGGAAGCCCCAUUCCAGUGAAGUGAUUAGAAGUAGCAGUUGCUGUGCUGCCUUAUUGUUAUAGUGGCACUGAGCAGUUGAAGCUCCUUGAAUGGCAGCAUCUCCCAGAUGAAGCCCAGCAUUUGGGCACAAGCAGUUUGAAAUGGGAGUAGUUUGUUUGGAUGUUAGCCUCACGUUUGCUCUCAGCCAUUAAAUUUUAUACAGCAGAGGAUAUUUUAUUUACCCUAGUGAAACCCAUUUCAUGUUCUCAUAAUCAGUUGGUCAGAAUUGUUCUCUUGAGUCAGAAUGCCUUGGCACUCAAAUACAUGGUUCUGUGUGUGUUUUGUGGGAAAAGUAUGUAUUACCAAUAUUAAAGGACAUCAAAAAAUGGAGAAAUUCUAAGGUUAACCACCCUGCUGUCUUCAUUCUCCACAGACAAACCCUCCUAACAGCAUCCCAAACUUUUGCUUUAAAUUGUAAAUUAUGACUGCAGAGGAGCAAACACAAAGUUGUAGCUGCUGUGACUUAAGAAUUAUGAGAAAAACAGUGAAAUUAAAACCAUCAUUCUAACAAGGUAGAAGCUGUUCCCAUUUGAAAUAAAUUCUUAAAUUCUUCAAGGAAAAGAAAAAAGGCAUUACAUUUGGGAGCAUAAAGCUCUGUGUGUAAGGAAUAAACUGUAACUAAGCAUUCAUUCAUAAUACAUGCAUGCAUGUGAAUGGCUCUGCUGAAUUAUUUAAGUUUUGUGACUCUUGUGUUCAAGUAAUGCUUGUUUCUCAGUUUAAAAGUGAUCACUCUUCUGUGCGUUUUAAAGCAGAUCAAAAGUUAUUUUGGUGGUUUUAUCUGUGUUCAACCAGAACAAGACUUAAAUUUAUCAUUCAUAUUUUUGAAUCAUAGCAAUAUAUUUUUUGAAAUUACUUAUUUUUCCCCCUACCAUAGAAAAAUAGUGUAUCACGAUAUCUGCAUGUCUGCACCAUUCUUCCAGACACUCUAAAAAUUCUUUUUUGGUAUCAGGUACUCCUGCUUGGUUGAAGAGCUGCUAUAAAACCUGUAUUAUGUAGUACUUUCAAAUCCCUUUAUGCCAAGUAGUUCUGUUUAUUUCUAAGUGUAUUUAACUUAUAUGUGCAAAAUAGAUAUUGAGAGUACAAAACAUUCUCUUCUAUUUGGAAUAGAACAUUAAACCACUUUAAUUGCAUGUAUAUAUAGUCGCACCUUUUUAUGCAAAACCAUCUCAAAGUGCUUUAUAAAUCUCCUCAAAGAUUCUAACUCUUUUUCAUAGAAAAGAAGAUUUUUAUUGCUCAUGUUUUUAAGUUAUGGAUGAAGGCAAGGCACUGAUUAAAUAUAGAGUAAAUACACUACCACCUAAGUAAAAUUUGGGUGAGGUUAUAGAAGUAUGCUCCACAGACUUCCAAGUGGAGUCAGAAGGAAAAAGAAUACGUAUAUUAAAACAAGUGGGAAAGAUGUGGAAACACUUGACAGGUUGUUUGGAUUCCUCACCACAUAGCUAGUAUAAAAAAUCAUCAGCUUUUCAUGUCAAGGAAAGAUUAAAUAAAAUUAAGAGAGGGUAGUUGUUUCUUAUACUGAAGGAAAGACUUUCUGGAAAGAAAUAAACAUUCCAUGUGGAAAUAAUCCUAAGCAAUAACAAAAGCUCUUUCUCCAUAUAGCUGGUAUAAACUAGCAUGGGCCUGCUGGAGCUAUUAUACCUUCAGUGAUUGAAAUUCACAUAGAAUCUGCCUUACAUUACAUAAGGACACUUGUGGAAGAUGACACUUCCACCAGUUAGGGAGCUGCUGAGAUACCACGUCUCACCUGGACUCACAGAGCUCAGGUGAACUUCAGAUGGAGGUAAUGGAUGUAGGGGUGAAUGUAAACAACUGGAAAUAUAUAUCCAAAAUAAAUGACUGGAGAGAAGGAAUUUUGUGGCAGAACUGACUACCCUUAAGGUAAAUCCAUUGGUGAAAUGGGCAUCAUUCUUAGUCUCUGUGGUGUGCUGUUGUUUGAAAUCUGAAAUUAAAUACAUGGGGUUAAUGCUUUUUGCUCUAGUCUGUGGCCCUGUUGGUGUGAGGAAUUUAUCCAGCUGGUUCUGACCCAUGGGACUGUAGUAUGUUCCUCAGAUAGGAGUUUUAAUCUGCUAGUCAGAUUGUUUCCUAAAUCCUUUUCCUUUAACAGAUGAUAACAUUAAUUUAAUGAUUACAUAUGUGUGUGUAUAUACACAUAUGCAUAUGUGUGUAUAUGUAUAUAUGUGUAUUUAUGUAUUUGAGACUAUUAUUCAGAUUACUUGUUUUCAAGCAGUAUUUUACAAUCAAAAAAAUUACACUGUGCUGCAUUCAAAAUAGAAUGUAUAAUGAUUGUGUUGAGUAUGCUUUCCAGAAAAAGAUGGAGGUAGAUCUGCUAUUGUGGCAUGUUUACUAUUUCAGCCUAUAAAAACAAACAGAGAAGCCCUCACAAACAUGCUAAUUCCAGUGAGGCAUUUCAAUCAGCUUCCUUUGAAACCUCGUGAUUAAAUUUCUUCCCAGAAUGAACUAUGGCAUUUUGUUUCACCCCUUCCUCUUCCUAACACAAGUGAAUGUAGAAUGGUUUUUUUUCUCAAAAUCCUCAAGCAGAUUUCUUUGAAUAAAACAUGUUUCCAGCCACUGCAUAACACCAGCCUACUUCUGUUUAUAGUUCAUCCUCGUAGAUUCAUUAAGUAUUUAUGGUGAAAACAUUCAGAAAAGAGGGAACUAUAUCAAAGCAUUUUUGCAUCUUUGUGACCUGGUAUUUUUAAGCCAAAUUUGUUGCAUGUAGAGAACAGUUUGCAAUAGAAAUAUUAUUUUUUCUAUCAUUGUUUUUCCUAUUCUGCAGCUGUUAAGGCAGAUUAAUAUAGUAAUUUUAGUGUGAGCUGUAUCAGCUGUAAUGUUUGACAUCAGAAUUACAGGUUAUACAUGUUCAUUUCCCUUCAUCAUGGAAGCAUUUCUGAUUUUAAUUGCAAAAAGGCUUUCUAAAAAAAAUAAAUUGGAAGAAUUGUAAAUUUGUUUUGGUUUUGCAAUAAAGUGAAUAAUAUUAAAAAGGUGAAAUACAAAUGCCAUUGUAAGUUGUGCAAAUGUAAGUCGUCAUUUUUAUGGUUAAGAAAUAUAUGAAUGUAAAAAUGUUGAAGAUAUUGUACAUAUUUUCUGUAAUAUAUGUAUAUUUGAUCCUAAGGUGGGUGGAGAAUUGUAAAAAUUAAGCACUUUAAUUCAUGUUGAGUACUUAAAAAGAACAGAAAUUUGUAUCCUGUAAAAUAAAAGCAUCAUUAAAUAAGUA